This is a messenger RNA of Aspergillus melleus, 276 nucleotides long. It is a transcript of the gene COX12, whose product is annotated as cytochrome c oxidase subunit VIb. Gene Ontology annotation, cellular component: respiratory chain complex IV; mitochondrion. The record is from RefSeq and is a predicted model, not a curated record. Lineage: Eukaryota; Fungi; Ascomycota; Eurotiomycetes; Eurotiales; Aspergillaceae. The coding region runs from base 1 to 276 and encodes 91 amino acids. The transcript is spliced from 5 exons.
AUGGGUGCCAUUCCUGAAGCCGAUCCCGAUGAGGUCAUGGAGACCAAGCCCUUCAAGUUCGUGACAGGCUAUGAUGCUCGUUUCCCCCAGCAGAACCAGACCAAGCACUGCUGGCAAAACUACGUUGACUACUACAAGUGUGUCAACGCCAAGGGAGAGGACUUCCGCCCGUGCACCCAGUUCUUCCACGCUUUCCGCUCCCUCUGCCCCAAGGCCUGGACUGACCGCUGGGACGGCCAACGCGAGGCCGGCAACUUCCCCGCCAAGCUGGAGUAA